This is a messenger RNA of Erpetoichthys calabaricus (reedfish), 8121 nucleotides long. Its product is annotated as ceramide transfer protein. Gene Ontology annotation, molecular function: phosphatidylinositol-4-phosphate binding. Gene Ontology annotation, cellular component: Golgi apparatus. The record is from RefSeq and is a predicted model, not a curated record. Lineage: Eukaryota; Metazoa; Chordata; Cladistia; Polypteriformes; Polypteridae. Gene Ontology annotation, biological process: ER to Golgi ceramide transport. The coding region runs from base 635 to 2509 and encodes 624 amino acids. The transcript is spliced from 18 exons.
CACGUGCGGAAGGAGGGGCCGAGGCGCGUGACGUCACGACGAGCCAGCGCCCUCCACGACUUGUGAAGUGGCUCAUUGCUCAGCGGGAGGAGCAAAAGAGCGAGAGGGAAACGUCAGAAAAGAUGGCGUCUGUUUAGGCUGGUCAUCCGCGGCCCCAUCUGCGUUCAUUUAGCCUUUGCCACUGACGGGGCUCACCCUAGUCACUCGUUCGCCUACACAUAAUAGAGACGGGAUUUGAUUUUACCUUGACUAUCGAAACGUGCGAGUUUUGCUUGAGAGCUAAUUGUUUUUUUUUUUUAAAUUAUGACCAGGGUAUUUGGUCAUGUCCAGACUUUGAAUUUUCACGAAUAAUGAGGAACCCUCAGAAAGGGGCGGCUGAGGUUACAGAAGACUAGUUUGUUCAGGUGUUUUUGAUUCCAGUAACAACCUUCAGACGGAGUUGUCUUUUUUUUGUUUGCUCCCCGGUCCCCUUCCCCCGCUCCCUUAUCUUCUGAUAUUUACAAAUUCUUCUCGAUAACUAACCGUCAUUAAUUGCCACCGUUUUUUAUUCUUCUUUUGGAAGGGAAGCUAAGUUUUGGAGUUUGUAUAUUGCACGUUCUUUUAUUUUUUAUUUUUUGAAAAUUGACGUAUCUUCAUGUCGGACAAUCAGAGUUGGAAUUCUUCGGGCUCCGAGGAGGAUUUGGAGACGGAGUCCGGGCCGCCUGUUGAGCUAUGCGGGGUUCUCAGUAAGUGGACCAAUUAUAUUCAUGGAUGGCAGGAUCGAUGGGUUGUUUUGAAAAACAACACUUUAAGUUACUACAAGUCCGAAGAUGAAAGAGAGUAUGGGUGCAGGGGAUCUAUUUGUCUCAGCAAAGCUGUCAUAACGCCUCAUGAAUUUGAUGAAUGUCGAUUUGAUAUCAGUGUAAAUGACAGUGUGUGGUAUCUACGAGCACAAGAUCCUGACCACAGACAACAAUGGAUAGAUUCUAUUGAGCAACAUAAGGCAGAGUCUGGCUAUGGGUCGGAGUCCAGUUUGCGUCGUCAUGGUUCCAUGCUGUCUCUCACUUCAGCAGCAAGCAAUUACUCUGCUACUUCCACAUCAUCUUUCAAAAAGGGACACAGUUUACGAGAGAAACUUGCUGAAAUGGAGACCUUCAGAGACAUUUUAUGUCGACAAGUAGAUACUCUGCAAAAAUACUUUGAUGCCUGUGCUGAUGCUGUUUCCAAAGAUGAGCUCCAGAGGGACAAAGUUGUGGAAGACGAUGAAGAUGAUUUUCCUACUUCUCGACCUGAUGGGGAUUUUUUACACAAUAACAAUGGCAGCAAAGAAAAGUUAUUCCCCUGUGUGACUCCAAAAGGAAUAAAUGGGAUUGACUUCAAAGGAGAAGCUAUAACUUUCAAGGCCACCACAGCGGGAAUAUUGGCAACUCUUUCACAUUGUAUUGAUCUAAUGGUUAAGCGUGAGGAUAGCUGGCAAAAAAGACUUGAUAAGGAAAUGGAAAAAAGAAGAAGAGUUGAAGAUGCUUAUAAGACUGCAGUGGCAGAACUCAAGAAGAAAUCUCAUUUUGGUGGGCCUGAUUAUGAGGAGGGGCCAAACAGCCUUAUUAAUGAAGAUGAAUUUUUUGAUGCAGUUGAAGCUGCUCUCGACAGACAAGACAAAAUUGAAGAACAGACCCAGUCUGAAAAGUGCAGAAUACACAGACCCACAGCAGUGCCUUCUGAUGAUGCAUAUUCAGUGGUUGGUACGCACAGAUUUGCACAACAGCCCUAUAGUCGUUCUCCCUCCAUGUCUUCCAUUGAUCUAGUCAGUGCCUCUGAUGAUGUUCACAGAUUCAGCUCAAAGGUGGAAGAAAUGGUACAGAAUCACAUGACAUACUCCCUGCAAGAUGUAGGCGGUGAUGCCAAUUGGCAACUUGUUGUGGAAGAAGGAGAAAUGAAGGUUUAUAGAAGAGAAGUGGAAGAAAAUGGCAUUGUUCUUGAUCCUUUAAAAGCAACUCACAUAGUCAAAGGGGUGACAGGUCAUGAGGUCUGUCACUAUUUUUGGAAUGUGGAGGUUCGCAAUGACUGGGAAACAACUGUUGAAAAUUUCAAUGUGGUAGAAACGUUGGCAGAUAAUGCAGUCAUCAUUUAUCAGACGCACAAGAGAGUUUGGCCUGCCUCUCAGAGGGAUGUGCUGUAUUUAUCAGCAAUACGUAAAAUCCUGGCUAACAAUGAAAAUGACCCUGACACAUGGAUUGUUUGUAAUUUUUCUGUAGACCAUGACAGUGCUCCUCUUACUAACAGAUGUGUGCGUGCCAAAAUAAACAUCGCCAUGAUAUGUCAGACACUUGUAAGUCCACCUGAGGGUAACAAAGAUAUCAGUAGAGAUAAUAUCUUGUGCAAGAUCACUUACGUUGCUAAUGUGAACCCAGGUGGAUGGGCACCAGCAUCAGUUUUGAGAGCUGUAGCCAAGAGGGAGUAUCCUAAAUUCCUUAAACGAUUUACAACAUAUGUACAGGAAAAGACCUCUGGGAAGACUAUUCUUUUCUAACAUCACAAGAAUUUUACAUUGGUUUGCUGCCAAGUCUUCUACGCUUUGCUCAAGUGGUAUAAAAUAAGACUGUGCAACCAUUCCAUUCCAAGUGAGUUGGGCAGAAGAACUGUGUGGGAUCCAAGUCAAGACAUUUUGUGAUCUUCAGUACUGGCGUCUGCAAAGUAAUACUAGAUAGGAAACAAAUCACCUUGAGGCCAGAUUAUCCAACACUACCUGUGCACCGUUAAAACUUCUUGCUGUGUCAAUUGGGGGGAGAAAAACAAAUAUUGUUGUAAUUUAUAUUGCUCUAGUGACAAAUGUAUACAUUAAGAAUUUUGAUUUACUGGUUGAAUGGCUUUAAUAAGCAAGUUAUGUUAAUACUCUAGACCUACAAUAAUAGCCAACUACCACAUUUUUGCAAAAUUAUGGAUUUGUAAUGAACAAUGUGGAGAACUAGAAUCCUUGUAUAUCACCUUUAAAACACCCCUGUUGCAUUGUGUCCAACAAUAUUCAUGACUAAUAUGCAAAAGAGAGUACAUCUGCAAAAUUAAAAAGACAGUUACACUCUAGAAAACGGGAAGUGCUGCAGUGGGACAAAAUAUAUUGUUUGUUUUGAGAACUGACAAUGUUGUUGGCACUGUGCACUGAAGAUGUUUUUCUGAAAAAAAUAAAUAAAUUCAGGAAUAGAUAAAGCAUCCCGACAAAAGAAUUGUCAAUACUGCUGUAAAUUCUCUCAUUUAGAAUGUCUAGUUAACACACUCAUUUCCCAUCUGUAUUUACUUUCAUUUUGCAGCUAAGGGAAGCAUUGUAACUAAUUCCAGUGUUCAGAACUCAACAGGGUGGAGGGACACAUAUUUGAGGAUCAGAAGUAAGGCAACUGCUGCUGUAAGAUGUAACCAUCGAGACUGGAGGAGGAAAAUGGGUUAAUUUGAUGGAAUAUAACCAAACUGAGAGGCUGUAUCUUGAGAUUAGUUGUUUUAUUUGCAUAUUCUCAAUAAAAAGAAUAGUGAUAUCACAUUUUAAUGUAAUCAGUUUUAAAGAAACUGCAAUUUUUCCCGUGUAAUGGUUUUACUUAAAAUAAGUAUUCGUGGGGGGAAAAAAAAACCUUUUUAAGAAGACUGUUUUUGUGAUUUGGCCCAAUCUAUAAAUUACUGACUAUUCAUAUUGAUGAAAGUAGAUAUGGGAAAUGUUAAUUUUCUACCUUUCCUCUCCAACUUUAUCAUAUUAACAAGAAAAGCAGCAUUGGCAUAGGGCAAAAUCUAAUCGCAUUCCUUUACCUUGUCAUUAAAACUGUUGCAUACUUACCACAGUGCAAGUGUUUUUGGCCCCAGUGCAUUGUUUAUUUAGUAAUGAGCUGUUUCCUUACCAAAGCAAUACUAGAACAUCAGUUAGUUAAAUGGUUAUGCUGAUACACAUUUACAGGUUAAGUGUUCUGUAAGAGAAAAGCUUAACUGUUGGAACUGUAGAGCAGAACAUGCUUCAAUGCAAGUAGCAGUGUCAAAUCUUAUGUUAUUUUGAAAUUAAAAAAAGCAAUUUUCAUGCAGUUUGGACUUCAGCUGAAGCAAUUCUGUUUUAAUAUAUUGUUUGGUAUUCUGUAAUGAGGAUGUCAUCUGAAAACUAAAAGUCAGCUGUAUUCUGGGAAAUAAAUGCGGCUGGGAAUGAAAGACUUGUGUUUUUACAAAAUAAACAAAAACAAUUCUUCAAAAUUACAAAACAAAAAAAAGAGUAAUUAUGCAGAAUGUUAGAUAUGCAUUCUGAAUUUGAAAACAAUACUAACUUUUGAGAACUAAUAAUUUUGUUUAGAAGAGCCAUUACCCAUUUCUGCUAACAUUUCCAGUGUGGCUUUAUGUCCAGUUGUACUCGACAAUGUUCCUAAUGUAAUGAAGUAUAGCCCUGCGAGGGAAUUUCAUUCUGCAGCACUCCUUGCCAUCUUCUUGUACUCCAAGGCAAAGAUUGUAAUGGAAACUGCAGUUUUUUUUGUUUUUUUUUUAUAUAUAUAAAGUUUGUAUUUAGUCCUGUCCACACCAACUUAGUUUUCCAAUCAUGAUAGUUUCUAGUGACUGCUGUAAGACUAUGCAAGUAUAGAACUUCAGCAAUCUUAAUAUCAGACAUUUACAACGGCACAUCGUUUGUACUGCCUAUGAUUCUAUCAUGGUCCUCAUCUCAGUGUUAUUCGCUGCACCGUUCUUUUCUGGUAUUCAGAUUUGUUCACAAUGAAGUGCCUUUUGCCAGUUUUGCACAACACUACCACCAUAAAGUCAUUAGUCGUAAAGUUGUUUUAGGUUCUUUCCUUUUUGGCACUAGUUUGUAAAUACCCUUUUUAGGCUAAUACUGAAGCUUUACUGACAGUCUAUCUAAAUAAUACAUAAUUGGCGUGUAUGUCAGAGCUGAGGACUACAUUCGGACAUUUCCUUUGGAAAUUACAUUUUUUCAAAGAGAUGAACAGCUCUGUUUACACAAGAAAUGUGAAAUUAUUUUUUGUAAUGCAGAUUUUUGCCUCUUUUUAGUAAAUAUUAGCUAAAGUUUGGCUUCAAUGAAAUGUUUCUGCGUUCUGAAGCCCUUUCUGAAGAUGAUUCAUACUGUUCAUAUUCAUGCUAAAUAUUUGAUAGAAUAUUACAUUUACUAUUCUUGUUUUAAUUAGUUUUAGAAGCAGUUUUUUUAAUGGUCAGUGUUACAUAAUGUAACUAUCCUGGCCUAUUUUUUUGUCAGCAGGACUAUAUCUAUACACAGUAAGAAAUGAGGCAACAAAUCAAAAUUUUGAGUUUCUUUAGUAUACCAGUAAACCUAUGCUGCAAUGUUUAAGCUAUGAAUGAAGAGUUCUGAGCUGCUAUUCCUGUAAUAAGAUCAUUUAUCAACCUGAUGAGAGAGCUGUAACAGUUUUUAAAAAAAUCCCCGUAAAAAUGUAGAGGAUAUGGGCUGGCACCAAAUACAAAAAUAGUUUUUAUUUUGUAUUGUUAACUGAAUGCGGUGUGUAGAGUGGUUUCACCAGGUCUUUGAGGUGGUAGUUGUUCAGGGCACAGUGUUAGUUCUGAAGAGACUGAACUGCAGCCUGGAGAGCAGUGGCUUUUGUGGGCUAUAUUAUGAGAUGCACUUUGUAACAGAAAUUGAGAGCCAUGAUACGCUUCUCAGGGAUGGUCUGUUAACUGAGCAAGAUGGCAACAUGCUAUUCUAAACAAAAAUGUUCAAAAUCAAAAUGGAAACAAAUGAUCUAUAACAUAAUGGGCAAUAGCACAUCACAAUUGGUCAUAUAUAGAUAAUGUCUUUCCAAAUUCUCACAUUUAUUAAAAAAAAAAAAAAAAAAGAAAAAGAAAGAAAACAGAAAAAAGUACCAUUUCAGGGGACCUUAUAGUAAGCAGAUUUUUACUUUAAAUCUGUUUGUUUAGUGUAUGGGAAUGCAAUAUAUUUUAUCUCAGAUCACAAGAAUAAUUUUCUUAAUAUAUAAGCAAGUAUAUUAUUAUUAUUAGAUAGAAAAAGUGUAAUUUCCUUGUAAUGCCAUAGUAAUUUUGCAGCAAAUAUAAGGCUGCUGAAAAUCUUGGGUUGUAGGACAGCUGCAGUGAUUAGGUGGAGUAGUAAUACAUUAUGUGAUUGGCUGAAAUAAAAUGAAUCAUGAACACCUGGUUCUAACUGUCUUGUAGAUUGUUCACCGCCAUGUUCUCUAGACACAAUCAUCAGUUGCUUAGUUUUUUGAACCCUUUGAAAGGGUCUGAGCAACAUUUUGAAGUGGCCAGCCAGUGUACACAAAGACUGCAGUAGCUCUGAUUUCAGAAGGAAAGGACGUACUCCUGUCUGUUACACAAAUGCCCACUCAAAGCACUGUGUUAUGGUCAUUUUGCAGGUCUAAAGUAAAUUGUUUGUCUUUUGGUCUUGCUUUUGUAAAUGUCCCAAAUGUUGUUCUUUUAAUUUGCUAUGUAUAAUCAUUGAUCUCAUGGCUUAUUUUCAUGCUGCUAAUUUUUCUAAAAAUGGGUCAUCUUGUUUCUUAAACAAAUGUAUUGUUUGUAAUACUUGUCGAGGGCUGUUAAUGAACUUUGACUGCAUUUUCUCUGUUUCUCUCCUAUGAAAACCAGUGGUUCUGAUGGAGAGAAAGUUUGAAAAGCUUUAUAUUUUUCUUUUACAGAAAUUUUUAUAUUUCUACUGUAUUUUUAGUUGUACGUGUUAUUCAAUUGUGUUGUGAUUAUAUAAAAAAAAAAAAAAAAAAAGUCAUAAUUUGUAUAUAAACAUGAGAGCUGUCAAGAGGGAUUACUUGAAUCAAAUUGAUAAGCCUUGGAAGUAAAGGUGCAAUUGUUAGAGUACACUGUGUGUUGACCAGAACAGCGACCCUUCUAAUGAAGGCUGUGGUGUGCUUAAAAUAAUAGCAAUAAUUAGUUUGCCCUUGAGAAUACUUCCCAAGCCAAAACUAAUUAAAAUGCUUUAUCUGCUGGUGUGCAUACUUAAUAUUUCUGAAAGCAUUUGGUGUUCUGUUUGACUGGUUCAUACAGUUAUUUUGAAAAGUAAUCGAUUAUGUUCCCCUGCAUAUGCAUGAUUUCAGUUGAAAAUUUUGGAAAAACUUCCUCUGCAUUUCCCAUCACUUACAAGAUGAAUAUAUUCAGAUUAACUUGCAUAUGCCUUAGUAAGUUACAUGCAAAUUCUAUUUCAUGCACCAGGUAAAUCUGUAGAGAAGUGCCUCUGUAUUAAUCUUAGUAAGGCAUACUGCAUGGUUUAUCAUUUAGACUGUCAAAUACCCAAAAAACAAAACAAAACAAAAAAACUUUUUAUUGGGAGCUGUAAAUUUCAUAGUCGCACUUGCUUUUUUUAAUACUUCAAAUAUGAUUAUUUUAAAUUCAUACAUCAAAAAUCUUUUUUGAAUAUAAAUAUUGUUACUUUUAUCUGAUUAUUUCUCACUGAAAUUAAGAUUCUUCAGACUUUAAAAAGCUUUCCUAUAAAUAGUUUGGGGCGUUUACAUGGAUUGUCUGUCUUGUCAGUUUUAUCAUUAGUUACUUUUGCACAAAUAAUGUGAUGUAAUUUUGAUAAUUUCUGUACAUAAGGUGAUUGAUUACACUAAAUGAGCAGUUUGCAACAGAUAUAGCUUUAUAUUGAUGAAUUUGACACACGUUGCUUUUAUCUGUGCCAGAAAGGGAGAACCUGGCAAAAGUAGUAAAAGGACUGUUAGAUCACUAGAUCAGUUUGGAGGUCUGAAAUCAGCUUCACAAAAUCUUGGACACCAAGAUCAUUUGGAACAAGGCUGCAUUCUUUCGAAAUCAAGUACACAAGACCACAUGGAGUCCUCCACUUUUUUUUCUAAACCUCGUUAACAUGUCGAGGAUUAACAUGCCUGGAAAUAAACAUGUUCUGUUAUGUUUCUAGGCUGAAAAGUAUAGUUGAUUAUUGGCUUAUCCAGUAUCUAGUAUAAAAUUUAUUGUCAAUUUCAAGUGUACAGAGUGUAGUUUUGUUUUAUAUAAAAUUUAUUAUUAUGGGAAUUCUGUACAAAGAAAGAUUGGUCCUGUUGUCACAAUGAUAUCGGUCUGUAAAGCUUUUUUGAAAAUGUGUUAAGAAUUCCAAGUAAAUCCGUUUACAAAGAGUUUGGCUCUUCCAUGUUAUGUACUUAAAACACAGUAUUUAAAUUGAAGGAAAUUAAAAUAUAUAAUGGACUGAAA